UCGAUAGAUUCUAAGUAGUCCACGUCUUCUUCCUAGCGUUUUUUUUAAUGAAAUUGAAAUGAUUCAAUAAAUCUGUAUAAAAAAUGCGAUUACCUGGUGCCGGCGAAGAAAUAUAAAAGUAAACAGCGAUCUCUCUUUUCUGUGGCAUAAAAUCCUAGCAGCCCGAUGUGGACCGCCGGACGGUUUGCUUAUCUACUCCUCCUGUUGGCACUUGUUGCCGCUCAAAAGAAAACCUCGUCGGUGCAGGAGGACAUUGUCGAGUACAAGGACUUUAAGAAGUUGCUGCGCACCAAAAACAAUGUCCUGACGCUUUUCAUCACCAGUUCAAAAGCUGCCGCCGCUGAGUUAAAAGUAUUCCGAGAGGCUGCUGAGACGAUCCGAGGAACUGGCACAAUGCUGCUCCUGGACUGCGGCCAGCAGGAUCGUAAGAAGCUGUGUAAAAAACUAAAAGUGACACCGGAUCCGUACACGAUCAAGCACUACAAGGAUGGCGACUAUCACAAAGACUACGACCGGCAGUUAAGCGUCGGCUCCAUGGUUACGUUCAUGCGCGAUCCGUCGGGCGACCUUCCUUGGGAGGAGGAUCCGGCCGGAGACGAUGUCCUGCACUUCAGCGACGCUACUACGUUCACGAAGCACCUACGCAAGGACAUACGUCCAAUGUUGGUGAUGUUUCAUGUGCCCUGGUGCGGUUUCUGCAAGAAAAUGAAACCUGACUAUGGCAAGGCGGCCACAGAGCUGAAGUCCAGGGGCGACUAUAUCAUAGCGGCCAUGAAUGUGGAGCGGCAGGAGAACGCUCCCAUACGCAAACUUUUCAAUAUUACUGGAUUCCCCACACUAAUUUAUUUCGAAAAUGGCAAACUGCGCUUCACCUACGAGGGAGAGAACACUAAGGAUGCUCUGGUCGCUUUUAUGCUGAAUCCAAAUGCCAAGACGACACCAAAGCCCAAGGAACCGGAAUGGUCAGCCGACACCAACUCUGAAAUUGUCCAUCUCACCACUCACGGCUUUGAGCCGGCAUUAAAGGACGAAAAGGCCGCCCUAGUCAUGUUCUAUGCUCCCUGGUGUGGACACUGUAAACGCAUGAAGCCCGAGUACGAAAAGGCCGCUCUGGAGAUGAAGCAAAAUAAGAUUCCCGGACUGUUGGCCGCACUUGAUGCUACCAGAGAGCCGACCAUUGCCGAAAAAUACAAGGUCAAGGGCUAUCCAACAGUCAAGUUCUUCUCCAAUGGUGUUUUUAAGUUCGAGGUCAACGUGCGUGAAGCUUCGAAAAUUGUCGACUUUAUGCGAGAUCCCAGGGAGCCCCCGCCGCCUCCGCCACCUGAAAAGAGCUGGGAAGAAGAGGAGGACAGCAAGGAAGUCCUAUUUCUUGAUGACGAGACUUUUAGUUCGACACUAAAGCGGAAGAAACAUGCUCUGGUCAUGUUCUAUGCUCCAUGGUGCGGACACUGUAAGAAUACCAAGCCGGAGUUUACAGCAGCCGCCACAGCUUUGCAAGAUGAUCCUCGUGUGGCAUUUGUAGCAGUCGACUGUACAAAGCAUGCCGCUCUUUGCGCAAAAUUCAAUGUCCGCGGCUAUCCCACCAUUCUGUAUUUCUCGUACCUCAAAACCAAACUGGAUUAUAAUGGAGGACGCACCAGCAAGGAUUUCAUAGCCUACGUAAACAAUCCGCCGAGCACGGCCGAACGCACUGAGCUGUGAUACGCUGCCGCCUAGUACAAUUUAACAAUCUCCCUUUUGUAUUAAACCAUGAGACCUUUUAUAACCUUUAA
Molecule: messenger RNA, 1772 nt
Organism: Drosophila serrata
Lineage: Eukaryota; Metazoa; Arthropoda; Insecta; Diptera; Drosophilidae
Product: protein disulfide-isomerase A5
Biological process (GO): protein folding
Cellular component (GO): endoplasmic reticulum
Molecular function (GO): protein disulfide isomerase activity
Source: RefSeq, a predicted model, not a curated record